CCGCGUCCUGGCCAGCAAGGCGUCGCGGAAGAUCUUCCAGGAGGCCGACAACAAGCCGGUGCCGCGGGGCGCCGAGGAGGAGCCGCUGCUGCGGGAGAACCCGCGUCGCUUCGUCAUCUUCCCCAUCCAGUACCACGACGUGUGGCAGAUGUACAAGAAGGCCGAGGCCUCCUUCUGGACCGCCGAGGAGGUGGAUCUUUCCAAGGACAUCCAGCACUGGGAGUCCCUGAAGCCCGAGGAGAAAUACUUCAUUUCCCAUGUGCUCGCCUUCUUUGCUGCCAGUGAUGGCAUAGUCAAUGAAAACCUGGUGGAGCGGUUCAGUCCAGAAGUACAGAUCACAGAAGCGCGUUGUUUCUAUGGCUUCCAGAUUGCCAUGGAAAACAUACAUUCAGAAAUGUACAGUCUUCUAAUUGACACAUACAUUAAAGACUCAAAAGAGAGGGAAUUUCUUUUCAAUGCUAUUGAAACGCUACCGUGUGUUAAAAAGAAGGCUGACUGGGCCAUGCGCUGGAUUGGGGACAAGCAAGCAACAUAUGGAGAACGUGUAGUAGCUUUUGCAGCAGUAGAGGGAAUCUUCUUUUCUGGCUCCUUUGCAUCAAUCUUUUGGCUGAAGAAAAGAGGAUUAAUGCCUGGACUCACUUUUUCUAAUGAACUCAUCAGUAGAGAUGAGGGCUUGCAUUGUGAUUUUGCCUGCCUCAUGUUCAAGCACUUGAUACACAAACCAUCAGAGGAGAGAGUAAGGGAAAUCAUCAUGAAUGCUGUUCUCAUAGAACAGGAAUUCUUGACGGAGGCACUGCCUGUAAAACUGAUUGGCAUGAACUGCACUUUAAUGAAACAAUACAUAGAAUUUGUAGCAGACAGACUUAUGUUGGAACUGGGAUUUAACAAGAUAUACAAAGCAGAGAAUCCUUUUGACUUCAUGGAAAACAUCUCUCUGGAAGGCAAAACGAACUUCUUUGAGAAGCGAGUAGGUGAAUAUCAGAGGAUGGGAGUCAUGUCAAAGCCCACAGACAACUCUUUCACCCUGGAUGCAGAAUUUUAAAUGGACUGAAACCACAUGACUUGCUGUGCAUGCAUGGUCCCCUGUUUAUGGGGAAACAUUAAGCAUAUUGGGUCAUGGUGUGAUUUUAUUUUUGUACCAGAUCCCAUUCUUGCAAAGUGUGGUGAUACUGGUACUUUUCAGGAGGCUAGUGUAGCUGCAGCAGUUUUAACAAGACUUUGUCAAUGGUUUUAAUUCAUAGAAUGCUUAGGUGUAUUUUAUAAAAGCAGCUGCUUCAUAAGCUACUCUAUUUUGUGAAAUAUAGGUAGCUACCUUCUACAAGAUGGGAGGUAUGGACAGUUACCACUAGCUUCUGCAGUUCUCCCCAUAAAGAAGUGAUUGAGAAAUUCUUGUGUUAGAUUUUUGAAUGCUCUGCAGAAAACUCUGGAGGAAGCUACAUGACCUCACUGUUUUCUUAGCAGGUUUUAAGUUUACUUUUUAAUAUUUUAAGUUUGUACAUAAAGCUGGCACUUUAAUGUUCAAAAUAAAGAACUG
Messenger RNA from Tinamus guttatus (white-throated tinamou), 1534 nucleotides. Lineage: Eukaryota; Metazoa; Chordata; Aves; Tinamiformes; Tinamidae. The record is from RefSeq and is a predicted model, not a curated record.